AUGGGUCUCUUCGACAAGUUGGCCAACAUGCUGAAGAUCAAAAAGGAGCAGAUCAACAUUCUGGUUGUGGGACUGAACAACAGUGGCAAAUCGACCAUCGUGAACCAUUUUAAGAAUCCGGAUGAACGAAACUCGAUCAUCGUACCGACCGUUGGCUUUAGUGUGGAACGAUUUCAAAAUCAGGGUGUCUUCUUCACCGCGUUCGACAUGUCCGGUGCGACCCGUUACCGGAGCCUCUGGGAGCACCAUUUCAAAUCGUGCCAGGGCAUCGUUUUCGUAAUCGAUUCCAGCGAUCGAAUGCGACUAGUGGUUGUGAAGGACGAACUCGAGAUACUGCUGCAGCAUCCGGACAUCGCCAACCGGCGGGUACCGGUGCUGUUCUUCGCCAACAAGAUGGACUGCUCGGAUGCGCUGAGCAGCGUCAAAAUCGCUGCCGGACUGGGGCUGGAGAAGAUCAAGGACAAACCGUGGCACAUCAGCUCGAGCAAUGCGCUCACCGGUGAGGGCCUGCAGGACGGCGUCCAGUGGUUGGUGCACCAGAUCAGGGAGUGUGUCGCUAGCUCUAAGCACAACGGCAACUGAACA
Messenger RNA from Sabethes cyaneus, 585 nucleotides. RefSeq names its product ADP-ribosylation factor-like protein 6 (gene Arl6). Gene Ontology annotation, cellular component: axoneme; cytoplasm. Gene Ontology annotation, molecular function: GTPase activity; GTP binding. The coding region runs from base 1 to 582 and encodes 193 amino acids. NCBI's taxonomy places the organism in Eukaryota, Metazoa, Arthropoda, Insecta, Diptera, Culicidae. Gene Ontology annotation, biological process: protein localization to cilium; vesicle-mediated transport; cilium assembly. The transcript has 3 exons. The record is from RefSeq and is a predicted model, not a curated record.